Messenger RNA from Saprolegnia parasitica CBS 223.65, 2200 nucleotides. RefSeq lists its product as hypothetical. NCBI's taxonomy places the organism in Eukaryota, Oomycota, Saprolegniomycetes, Saprolegniales, Saprolegniaceae. The transcript has a single exon. Bases 60 to 2048 code for a protein of 662 amino acids. The record is from RefSeq and is a predicted model, not a curated record.
GUCCUAACCUCCAUCUCAAAAUAGCUCGUCGCCUGUCUAGCAAGGACGCCGACAUCAGCAUGGUCGCACCGUCGAGCAGCGGCGUCAUCUUCUCGGGCUUCAACCUCUCGAGUCUCCUCACAGGCGGGUUUCAUCACAGCCACGCGGCACCGUCCGGCGGACCCGCGGCUCCGUCCGGCGGCCACAAGAAGAGCCCGGUCACCAAGCGUGUCUGGCUUCGCAUCGCAUCCAAUCUCCUCGCCGCCAGCGUUCUCUUGUCGUCGCUGGUUACGAUGCUCGUGCUGCUCGCCGAAGGCAUGUUUGACCGGCGCGUCGUUCAGUUCAACUACCAGAACGACGCCGGCUACUGGCGGCCGUUCCAGCAGUCCUGUCGCCUCAAUGCACAAGGCUUUGUGCCCCACUCGUGCUCGGACGACGAACGCGCCGUGCUCAACACGGUCGACGCGUGGUCCGCACUGGGCAUCGAGCUCGCGCUUGCGCUCCAAGUGCCCUCGACCGACGUUUAUUUUGUCACGACGUGUCUUGUCGGGUGUUUGGACGAGACGCAAUCCGCCGAGCUGCACUUGCUCGUCGGCCGCAAUGCCUUCCCAGCGUGCAAGCCGGUGGAAGAGCAGUCUGUGCUCGGGAUGGUCAUGGUCGAAGCCGCGGUGGUUGACGACGUCUUCCCGGACGGCGCCUUCUUGGCGACUAUCUUUGCCGACAUUGCGGCGCGCGAAAGUGUGACGUACAUCAACAGCGACGGCACCACCAACGUUGUGCUGGACAGCCCGACACGGGUUCUUGUCGGCCUCGAUGGCACGACAGAAAUGUCUCCCGAUGGCCUCAACUCGAUCAUCUUUUCGUACCCGCUGGGAGCUCGCUACUUUGUACAGUCGCGCUGCAUCUCUCAAAUCGUCGACAUUUCGCUGCUCUUGGAAGACCAAGCGGGCUACAGCGUCGGCGAAACCUCCGGCAGAGCCAUCGUGUCGGGCUGGGUCUGUGGCCACAACGUCUCGAACGCGACCGAGCUCGUGAUGCUGCAGUCGGCCGCCGCCAUGGCAUCCUUUGGUGGAAUUGCGGCCGAUCUGUACAUUACAAUCAAGGGCCUUCGCGGGCUGCUUCGGCACAAACCGGUCUUGACAUACGACAUUCUUUCGGGCCUCGAGCGCCGCAAGAUGCUGCUUCUGCUCAUCGUGCUCUCGGGCGUUCCGUCGCUCUUGUACGUCGACGUCGCGCGCAUUUACUAUGGCACGGACAAUGGCGGUCGCAUCUGGGUGCUUUCGAUCCUCUCGCUCGGUAUCUUCAUCGCGUUUACCGCUUACCUCGGCAUUGUGCUCUUGCAGCUCGUACCGAGUCCCCGGCACCUGCUCCACCACCGCCUCCUCCCGUUCUCGACCAGUGUGCUCAUCUACGCUUCGAUUCCGUCCAUCGUCCUCACGGUUUACGGAUCGCACGAGUUCUUGAGCAACAGCUUUUACGACGUGUCGGGUGUGCUGCUCAUGCACAUUGGAGGCAACGAAUGCGCCUGCGGCGCGUACGACACGACCGGCGUCGAGACCGCCACCGCGUACCUCUUGGGCUCGAUUGCGUGGGCGGUCGGCGGCUGCGCAGUCGCCAGCGUCCUCUACGCGAUCUUGUCCAGCUAUCUGCGCAGCCAGAUCUGGUAUCUGCGCACCGAGUGGGCCAAAGACAAUGCAUUUAUGCGCGCCUGUGGUCUGCCGCACUGGUGCUCGGGUCUUCCGCUCGACGAGGCGGACGCGAUCCGCAUCGGCAGCCGCCUCUUCUGCAAGCCCAGUAUGCAGGCGCGCAUGGGCUUUGGCACGUUGCUGCCAUCGGCGCCAAAAGCCCGCGCGGUGCUCGUUCAAGUACCAACCACGGGCGCCGAGGAGCCGACGUACAUGCUCGUAAGCAUCUACGCGCUUCUACCCGCGCUACUGCCGCCGUCGCUUCGACUCAUCUCGCCGCGCCUCUUUGGCGACAUCAAGAAGAAUACCUUGAGCCAGGCGGGCACGCGCCGCCUGCGACGCGGCACGCGGUACGAGCAGAGCGAUGGCACGUGCGUGGGGUGAGCUGCGAGCUCGGUCUCGACAGACAAGACAUUGUCUGCUGGCCCUGCAUCAUGUGAAAUUGCGACCUUGUACAUGCGGCGAGAGCGUCGAGGCGAUGCUGUAGUCUUGAGGAGACAUUGGAAGAAGAUACACUUGUUUUCGAGGUCUCUUCU